GAGAUGAGUCAAGUGGCCUCCACUCCCUUAACAAAGAACAACGACCAUCCGGAAAGUGGCCUGACACCACCAGAAGAGAUCGAACUCAUUGCCUCCUUUGCAGAUUUACCAGCGGUGGAACAAAAAGAAAUUAUUAAUAGACUCGAAUCGCUUAAAACCCAACUUAUCAGGAAGCUCAGCACCAGAAUACCUAUGUACAGCGAGUAUGACAUCCUAGAAGAACCAGUUCAUAUGGAUAUCGCAAUAUCUAAUGCUAAAUGUAUGUCG
This is a messenger RNA of Podarcis lilfordi (Lilford's wall lizard), 267 nucleotides long. The record is from the annotation of a GenBank genome assembly. Lineage: Eukaryota; Metazoa; Chordata; Lepidosauria; Squamata; Lacertidae.